Haliotis rufescens (red abalone) is the source of this 3551-nucleotide messenger RNA. RefSeq names its product sushi, von Willebrand factor type A, EGF and pentraxin domain-containing protein 1-like. The transcript has 7 exons. The record is from RefSeq and is a predicted model, not a curated record. Gene Ontology annotation, molecular function: oligosaccharide binding; sialic acid binding. NCBI's taxonomy places the organism in Eukaryota, Metazoa, Mollusca, Gastropoda, Lepetellida, Haliotidae. Gene Ontology annotation, biological process: heterophilic cell-cell adhesion; response to cytokine; leukocyte tethering or rolling. Gene Ontology annotation, cellular component: external side of plasma membrane. Bases 597 to 1946 code for a protein of 449 amino acids.
UCAAUAUAUAUUCUUAAAAACGUUUGGCUUCCAAUCCAGCAAAAUUCUAUGUGAUGUUUUUGAACUGACUAAAAUAUUUGGCGUUUUGAAAAUUGCCUAAAUGAAAACUCAGUCAUUUUACUCAUUGACUGUAACAUAUGUAACUCUGAAGUUGGUCAUGCAUUGGUCAUGCAUUUUCCAAGCUAGAGGCAUGUGCCUUUCUUUAUAAACGUUGUACUAGAUGAGACGGCAUUCAGAUAGAUAUUGGCGAGGUCAGCUGUCACCUGUUUUGGUGAAGUUAUACAGUGAUACAUGCAUAUGUUUCUGGUGGUUUGGGGCAUUAGGAAUAGGUGGGGAGGCUUGUAACGUCAUGCAUAACCGUUUCUUGUUUUAACCCGUAGGCUGAAAAGCAAAACUUCGAUUUUAAGCAUAAAUCGUUAAUUCUAACAUUGGUGCCCCCACGCAUGCUAUUAGCCAAUAUUUAUAAUUUAAAUCAUUAAAUUGAUUAACGCCGUGCGUCUGUAAUUGUUUUAUGGUGUGGAAGCAGUGGUGAUUGUGGUGUAGGGGUGAUUGCAUGCUGAUUCUACGCAUAUUUGCUGGACAGUUGCCUGUGAACGAUGUAUAUAGUUAUACUUAUGUACAUUGCCGCCACAACUCCUAAAUUAGCAUCGGGGUACUCCUCAUUCAGCAAGGAGAUACCCAACGCAUGUCUAAGAGAUGCGCUUUUCUGGAAACGACACGUUUCCAAUAGGUUCCAGUGUGAAACUUUGUGUCUAAUGUUACGUAUGUGUCAAUCUGUCAACUACAGGACAACCGACCGCAUUUGUCACAUCAACUUCAAAAAAGCUUAUGACGUCCACUCAGUUGUACUUGAAAAGGGAACAACAUACAUAAGUGAUAGAAAGAACAAGACUUCAACUCCAUGUAGAUGGGGGACAUGCAAGGUUAAUGAAAUAUGUGCUGUUGUACAAAGGACAAACAAGAUGUGUUUACCGUUUGAAAUUCUGUGCAAAGCUCAAUCUGCUAUUACUCAUUCAACUGUGAUACUGAGGAUUGCUGGUGACAGAAGCUACACAUCCAAGGCAGACCACACAUGUGACCCCGGCUACAUCCUACAGGGUGGCACUGGAGAAGUGGAGUGUCAGAGUGAUGGACAGUGGUCACAACCUACAGGACACUGUGAAGCCAUAGAGUGCACUGCACCAAAAGCAAUUCAUUUUGCGAGUGUAGGACUAAGGGUCGCUGGCAACAGAACCUACACAGCCAAAGCAGACCACACAUGUGAACCCGGCUACAUCCUACAGGGUGGCACUGGAGAAGUGGAGUGUCAGAGUGAUGCACAGUGGUCAGAACCUACAGGACACUGUGAAGCCAUAGAGUGCACUGCACCAAAAGCAAUUCAUUUUGCGAGUGUAGGACUAAGGGUCGCUGGCAACAGAACCUACACAGCCAAAGCAGACCACACAUGUGAACCCGGCUACAUCCUACAGGGUGGCACUGGAGAAGUGGAGUGUCAGAGUGAUGCACAGUGGUCAGAACCUACAGGACAAUGUCAAGGCACAUGUCCUUCCAAUAAAGGAUACAAGUUUGACAAUGACACUUCCCUGUGUUACAAGAUUUUUACAUCAUCAAACAAUCGUACACAUGCAACCAAGGACUGUGACAACGAUUCUGGGCGCCUUAUCAUCCUGAACACCUCGGACAAGCACAAGCGUAUUGUGCGUGAACUCCUUGAGAACUAUGGCGGACCUAGAUACUACUUCCAAGUUGGAGGGAAGAAAGAGGCAUCUGGAGAUUGGGUGUGGUUAAAUGGGAAUGUCAUAGAUUCUACAGGUCCCCACUGGUUUCCUGGGAGCCCUGACGGAGAUGGCAUCUGCAUGGAUCUGAUGAUUAAGAACUCCAUUGAUGGGUUGAAUGAUUACAGUUGCCGCAGCCAAAUAUCCUUCAUUUGUGAAAUACCAAUUUGAAUUGUUCACAUGGCAUCCGGCCACUUUCAUCAUCAUCGAUGUUAAAUAGUAACAGUAUACACAAAACAGUCAAUGUUGCAUAUUUUUAUAGCCACGAAAUGAAUAUUUGAAAGGACAAUUGGCUGUUGCUUUGGUAAAUGGCGACCUCAUUGAAAUUUCUUCAUCUUAGUUGUGUUAAAUUCCACAAUCUGAUGAAACAGUUGCAGAGUAAUUUGAGCACUAUUUGGAACGCAAAGAAAUUGAUGUACCCAAUUGACUGAAGUUCACAUUUCCAAGUAUAUUAAAGGUCCAAAAUGGUGCCCGUUUGUCUAUUUCUUCAAGAUCAAGAAGCUGCCUUUAACAGGGAACCCACUGGCUAGAGGUGGGACGUGUAUGAGUAACGCCACAAAACUGCUUCAACUGAAAAACUAAUCGAUACGAUAUGCACGCCUAAUCAACGUUUCCUUAAUUGUGAUACUGAAACGUGUUAUGAAGAUCCAAAAUCAUAAAAGGUUAUAUGGAUUGUACAGAAAGUAUUUACAUUUUCCUAUAUUUUAUUAUAGUACUCUCUGUAUUACAGCGCAUUACUAAUUUUGGGAGAAUGUCUCUUUCACUAGCACUUGACGGCGAGAAGUGUGAAGUUGGGGGAGGCAUGUCGCAGAUCGUAGAUGUUUUCAAGUUUGAUGGAAUGCAUGGACAUAGUGUUCACAAACCGAGAAUCAUAAUCGGUUCGAAUCUGUUCUUCGAAUCAACAACCAACAAAUUUCGGUAGCUGUAAAGAACGAGAAUUCUUCAAAAUAGUAUGUGUUUUGUACACACUCGGGAAGCUCGGGUUCCGUAUGGUACAUAUUACAAAUAUGAAUGGUGACUUGUGACUUGUCAGUGUUUGAGGAAUUCACAUUUGCACUUAAAUUCAUGAACACUAACAUUCCAACAUUCACUCUUCAUCGAAUAUUUAAUGUAAAGUAUUGAAUGUUAGAACUUGAAGAUACUUAUCCCCUCCCUCCUUUGUACCAUACUAUAAAUGAUAAGUUGUUAACUAAUCAGAUCAAGAACUUUAAAUAAACCGGGACUAUAUCCGUUACUCCAAAACCUUUGUAAACAUGUGUCUAUAUCAGACGUUAACACAUAUGUUAAAUUUCAUUUUCUGAACAGAUAAAGUGUGUCAGCCCGUGCGAAUUCCUGGACAGAAAGGACCUCAAGUAUUGAAACUCCUUUCCUGAGAGUUUAACCACUCGACGGUUUUGUAACAUAAAACACAGUAUGUCCCUAUUAUAUUCUUUUGUGCAGCCAAAUGAUCAUUAACACAUUGCACUGACGCUUCUUUAAUAUCUAAUUCAGUAUUGAGACAUAAGUGUAAACUUCCUUCCCGUAACGCUACAAUGUAGUCAUUGAUAUUAACAUUAUUUGGAACAAAAGAAUAUCUUAAUACUGUCCUGGCCAUGAGCUGAUCACAUGACCGGGGAGAUGUGAUGACUGAUUCGUCUGUACAAGAGUUGCGUUGUUGAAUGCUUUGAACAAUAACUAGUAUUUAGGCCAGAAACCUAUGAUUGUGGGUUCGAAUCCCGGUUCGCCCAGAUUAUGUUUCUAGGUUUGUCAGCACCAUACCCGUGCUCGUUGGUUUCA